This is a messenger RNA of Rattus rattus (black rat), 1054 nucleotides long. RefSeq names its product RWD domain containing 3 (gene Rwdd3). Gene Ontology annotation, molecular function: protein binding. Bases 31 to 834 code for a protein of 267 amino acids. The transcript has 5 exons. Gene Ontology annotation, biological process: positive regulation of protein sumoylation; positive regulation of hypoxia-inducible factor-1alpha signaling pathway. The record is from RefSeq and is a predicted model, not a curated record. Lineage: Eukaryota; Metazoa; Chordata; Mammalia; Rodentia; Muridae.
GAAGCGGCUUCGGAUUCUGGUCAGGCGGAAAUGGCGGAGGAGAUGAGGCAGGAACUCUUGGCACUGGCCGCGAUCUUCUGCGGGCCCCACGAGUGGGAGAUGUUGAGCUGUUCAGAGACAGAUGGGGCUGUCUUUAGAAUUCACACAACAGCUGAGGGACUUGCGGGUGAGGAUGUGCCCUUAGAGUUGGCGUUCCACUUACCAGCCGGUUACCCAUCGUGUCUCCCCGGCAUCUCGGUUAACUCGGAGCGUCUGACCAGGGCCCAGUGUGUUACCGUGAAGGAGAAGCUACUCGGAGAAGCCAGGAGGCUUCUGUCAGAACCGAUGGUUCACGAGCUGGUUCUUUGGACUCAGCAGAAUCUCGGACACAUCCUCAGCCAGCCAGAGACCGAGAGCAGCAAUGGGACGUGUACUCCGCCAGAAAGCUCGGCUGUGGACGGCGGACUGUGGAUGACUCUUUUGCGUUUAGAUCACAUGAGAGCGAGGACUAAAUAUGUGAAAGUUGUGGAGAAGUGGGCUUCAGAGUUAAGGCUGACAGGAAGGCUGAUGUUCAUGGGUAAAAUGAUACUGAUUUUACUACAAGGAGACAGAAGCAACAUCAAGGAGUACCUGAUUCUUCAGAAAACCUCCAAAGUAGAUGUGGACUCAAGUGGAAAGAAAUGCAAAGAGAAAAUGAUUAGUGUACUGUCUGAAACAAAAGUACAAACGGAACACAAAAGGUUUCUGGCGUUUGAAGUCAAAGAGUAUUCAACACUGGAGGAGUUACAAAAAGAAUUUGAAACUGCAGGACUUCAGGAGCUCUUCUCAGAGUGUGUACUUGGGCUGGUGAAAUGAGGAAGAAAAGCGAGUCCUGUUUUAUGGAAUAUUAAACAUGAAAAGAUCCCAUAUAUUCUAACGUUUGCCAGAAGAGACUAGGUUCAAUCGACGGGAUUGUCUGGAGGAGAAAUAAAAACCCAUGACGGUAAAGGAGCUGUUGUCUUUAUGUAGACAAUUUGUUUGGGAGUAUGCAAUUUCCAGGCUAAUUUUCUCGUAAUUAAAUGAUUUCUUAAAGUGA